Molecule: messenger RNA, 5595 nt
Organism: Poecilia reticulata (guppy)
Lineage: Eukaryota; Metazoa; Chordata; Actinopteri; Cyprinodontiformes; Poeciliidae
Gene: tmtc2a
Product: transmembrane O-mannosyltransferase targeting cadherins 2a
Biological process (GO): protein O-linked glycosylation via mannose
Cellular component (GO): endoplasmic reticulum membrane
Molecular function (GO): mannosyltransferase activity; protein binding
Source: RefSeq, a predicted model, not a curated record
CGGUACUUCCAAGAACAAUCUUCAGUGCGCAUGCUCAGUCUUAGCUGGGAAAAACCACAUGCGUCUUCCUUCCCCAGCCUCUGCUCCAGCACCAGAGCAGCGAGAGAGAGAGAGAGAUGCGCUCAUUGACGACACGGCGGCAACGAAAUGCGCACAGCUCCGCUCCCGGUCCGGGGAUAGCAGAGCCCUGACCCGCAGCUCUCUCACCGCGAUGGGUUAGAGGGGACAUGGCAAACUUUGACACACUUUGCUGGACACAGCGGAAUCAUGCCCGGAGAUCCGUGCUGCCGAGCGGCUCAGCUCAGAGCACAAUAACAGAGGAGUGAGAGAGGAGGAGGAGAGGGAGAGAGAGAGAGAGAGAGAGAGCCGAUUCUAUUUUCUGACUGUUUCUAUUCCGUUUUUUUUUUUUUUUGGCUUUGAGAGAUGAUCACGGAGCUGGUGUGCACCGCCGUGGCUGUGGGUCUCUAUCUGAACACGCUGGACGCAGAUUUCUGCUACGAUGACAGUCGAGCCAUCAAGACGAACCAGGACCUUCUGCCAGAGACGCCGUGGACCAACAUCCUGUAUGACGAUUUCUGGGGGACGCUGCUCACCCACAGCGGCAGCCACAAGUCAUUCCGCCCGCUCUGCACCCUCUCCUUCCGCCUCAACUACACCCUGCACGGCCUGCGACCCUGGGGCUACCACUUGCUGAACGUCGUGCUGCACGGCCUGGUCACGGCCCUGGUCACGGCGCUCAGCCACUCGCUGCUCGGCAGGGGCUUGUGGAGCCUCCUCGCCGGCCUCCUGUUUGCCUCUCACCCGGCGCACACCGAAGCGGUCGCCGGCGUGGUCGGCAGGGCGGACGUCGGCGCCGCUUUGUUUUUCCUGCUGUCUCUCCUCUGCUACGCGAGACACUGCGGAUUACGGGGUGACAAAUGGAGGGCUUUUCAGAGGAGGACGUGUGGCGGCGGCUCCGCUGCCAGAUGCUGGGGCUGGAUGCUGGGCAGCCUGUGGUGUGCAGCUGCCAGCAUGUUGUGGAAGGAGCAGGGUGUGACUGUGCUGGCUGUGUCGGCCGUGUACGACCUCUUUGUGUUCCAGAAGCUGCGCGUUCGCCAGGCACUGCUGCUCCUGUUAGGGAAGAAAAAGAACCUAAGCGUUUUGUUGAGUCUCUGCACGCUGGCCUGCUGGGGAGUAAUUCUGCUGUCAGUCCGCCUCUACUGGAUGGGAAACAAGCCUCCAAACUUCUCCAACUCAGACAACCCGGCAGCCGACUCGCCACAUUUCCUCACUCGAACGCUAACAUUCCUCCACUUGCCUGCUGCCAAUGCCUGGCUCCUGCUCUGCCCCGACAAGCUCAGCUUUGACUGGUCCAUGGACGCCGUGCCCUUGGUCAGGUCCUUGGCCGACUGGAGGAACCUUCACACUGCUGCCUUUUACUGCGGGUUGAUCCUCCUGGCUUUGUUCGGCUUCCGCGGUGCCACUGUCGCAGCAAAGGAGACCAACGGGAAAUCCCAUCUAGCAAAUGGAAAGUCGGUCACGAAUGGGAAUGGUUACCAUGCCCCUGACACAAACCAAAACACGGAUCUGCCAAAAACCACUCUCAAUGGGUCCGCUGUACCUCACCGCUGUUACUCCCACACAUCCCUGCCCCCCACAGAAAGCUUAGUUGUGUUUUCACUAGGAGUAAUGGCAUUGCCUUUCAUCCCGGCCACCAACUUAUUCUUUUAUGUGGGUUUCGUGAUUGCAGAGAGGGUACUUUACAUCCCCAGCAUAGGCUAUUGCAUACUAGUUGCGACAGGUGCACGAACGUUGUAUGUUAGACUGAGGACUAGAGCCUGCAAGGCUGCAAUGUUGUGCCUUUGCAUUGGACUCGUGCUACUGAACGGGCUCAGAACAGUUCAAAGGAACAAAGACUGGAGCAACGAAGAAAAUCUUUACAAGUCUGGGAUCCAUGUGAACCCUGCAAAAGCCUGGGGAAACCUGGGAAACGUACUGAAGAACCAGGGCAAGAUGGCGGAGGCGGAGAAGGCAUACCGAAAUGCUCUCCACUACCGAGGGAACAUGGCUGACAUGCUGUAUAACCUGGGUUUGCUGCUGCAGGAGAGCGAACGUCUCUCCGAGGCGCUGCAGUAUUACAAGCUCGCCAUUGGGAGUCGACCAACUUUGGCAUCGGCGUACUUGAACACAGGAAUAAUCCUCAUGAACCAGGGCAACCUGGAAGAGGCCAAGCGCACCUUCCUCACUUGCGCCGACAUUCCAGAUGAAAACUUGAAGGACCCUCACGCCCACAAGAGCUCAGUCACCAGCUGCCUGUACAACCUGGGCAAGCUGCUUCACGAGCACGGCCAGCAGGAGGAGGCUCUGUAUGUUUAUAAAGAAGCAGUGCAGAAAAUGCCAAAACAGUUUGCACCACACAGCCUUUUCAACAUGAUGGGAGAGGCCUAUAUGCGGCUGAACAGGCUGGAGGAGGCCGGUUACUGGUACAGAGAGUCCCUCAAAGCCAAGCCUGACCACAUCCCUGCCCACCUCACCUACGGAAAACUGUUGUCAAUCAUUGGGGAGAAAACCGAAGCGGAGAAAUACUACAUGAGAGCAAUUCAGCUCGAUCCAACUAAAGGAAACUGCUACAUGCACUACGGUCAGUUCCUGUUGGAGCAGUCUCGUCCUAAAGAAGCGGCGGAGAUGGCUGAGAGAGCUGCCGAGCUGGACAUGGAUGAAUUCGAUGUGGUCUUCAACGCUGCUCACAUGCUCAGACAGGCCAAUCUAAAUGAAGCAGCAGAGCGGCAGUAUAAACGUGCAGCCAGCCUCAGACCAGAUUACCCAGCUGCUCUGAUGAACCUUGGCGCCAUCCUUCACCUGAACGGGAAGCUUCCCGAGGCGGAGGCCAACUACCUACGAGCCCUUCAACUCAAACCCGACGACGCCAUUACUCAGUCCAACCUGCGCAAGCUGUGGAACAUCAUGGAGCGACAGGGGCUCAAGACGAAGCAGAGAGGGGAGCCCUAAACCGAGACGCCCUGCUGUCUCGUCUCUUUGCGGCGCUCGAAGCGUGGAGCGGGACGGAAACAAAAUGCUCAGUCGAGGUCUGGGACGGUCGAAGUAGGUGUGUUUGAGGUUUGACGGCAAACUUCUGCAUCGCGCCGCAGUGUUCAUUUGGUGGCUCAGACUACUAAAACUAAAUCUGAUGGUUCUUUUACCAUAACUGUGACACAGCUCUUGUUAAAGGAGGAGACAAAAACGGAGAGAUGCACCGAGAAAUUGUGCUAGGGACUAGUUCCGACCAGUGGUGUCGAAAAACAACUCACAAAUGCUUUCUUUUCUUCAAGCAGUAAACAAGUAGGCACUAACAACAGCACAAUUCAGGUUGGAAUCUGUUGCUGUGGGAAAUAGGAAGGCAUCAGAGGAAGCUGAAAAUUUGCAGGAAACUGCAUCAAAGGGAAGAGAGAGACCUCAGCAGGUGGACUGGGGUGUAAAUAUGAACGACCUCUUUGAAAUAUCAGAGUUAUGGAAAAAAAAAAAUAUCUAUAUUCUCCAGGACAGUGGUUCUCAAUCUUUUUCUCAGUACAUUCUAGCUUUCCGAGUACCUCCAGGAUCGUUGACAUUUUUAAAACGGUAACACAACAAGACUUGGACUUUCUUAGUUUGUCAGAUUUCUUGUAAAUAUCAAAAUAGAAAAAUAGAAAGAAAAGCCUUUCUUAUCGGAGAGGCGGUGAGUGUUUUGGUUGAUAAGUGCAGGUUUCGUACACUUGCUAUGAAAUCUAACACGACUGCCAUGAGUUUAAACGAUCGGUAAUUAGCAGUUUAAUUUGCACUUCUGACAGUAUUUCACAAUUACAUUAAGAAUUGCCCACACUGUGCUGUAUAGAAAUGCUAAGAUUUACAUAUCUAUCAGUUCAUAUUUCUUAUAGUAGUUAGCUUAUCACUGAGCACUGCUGUUAGAGCCGAUAUCUUUCUCUAAUCCAUGUUCCAGAGUGAAAAAUAGUAGAGAAUAAAGCACUAAAAAAAACUAUUCUAAACUAUACCAACAUCUGACAUAUAAGAGAACAUUUAUUUGCACCAAAGAACUUUGCUUUCUUUGUCCUUUUAACAUGUUUUACACAAAUAUAAACUAUAAUUUGAUGCUUCCUAAAAUAUAAUCAGUGUUUUAAGUCAUUCGACAAAAACUAUACUUCACAUUUUGACACAACAAAAACAAAUAAGGUAAAUAUAAAAUAAAUGCAUCAUACGUUAUAUUUUAUUUUUUUAUCCGGUCUUGUUCUGGAGGAGGGGUUCAAAAAAUUACAGAAAAGUUUGAGAACCGCUGUUCCAAGAGAUUCCACAUGGAGACGCGCUUUACAGCUAACAAGGCUGGCUGCACUAAUCGUGCUCAUACCCAACACAAAACACUAAGAAUAUCCGAAUAUUAACUGUGUGAUCAUAUAGUAAUUUAUAUAUAAAUAAAAAAACUGACCACUUAGGAAUGGAAAGACUGGAAAAAUUAUGUUUUCAUAAGCCAGGCGAUCAGUAAAGAUUUUUGUUAGUAGAUCAAAGCUUUACAAAAAAAUUAAGAGAACAACAAAACUGAAACCACAAAAAAUACGGAAAUAAGUAAAUCGCAAGCUGCAGCAUUUCCAUAAAUACUGAGUUGACUGUAACUUUACUGUUGCGUGCAACAGUAGCUUAAAUGAGGGGCCUUUCUGAAAUUGUUUUAGCUGAAGCGAUUUUGAAAUGUGUCGCCAUCAAGUGGUGUUUUGUGUCACUAUCUGCUAUGACACAAAGAGAAAACUACAUUUUACUUGUCCAUCAUAGAAAGAAACCUGUUUAAUCAUCUAAAGGGAGCAUAGCAUGAAUGUAGCAUCUUGCUUCAAGCUUUGUCGUUUUUAGCACAAAGCUAACCAGCGUUUUGUUGGUUGAAUUGCAUGAUGGGUGCCAUUCUCAUUCUUUUUUUUUAAAAUGUGAGAAUAAAAAAAAAAAAACUAUUGGUCCUGAACAUAUAAUGCUGGAAGAGAACAAGGCGUAAAAAGAAUGCAGCGAGAUUUCUUCUUUUAAUGCAAAGAAUCACACACGCACACACACACACACACACACAUACAAAACACACAAUAGAAAGCCAAUCCAGUUGAAAAAGUAAAGAUUUGUAAAAUUUCUAACAUUUCAGACAGAAAAACAAAAACAUCUCAGUGGUGCCAAAGCCUGUAAUGAGUUCUCACACCUUUCGGUGCCAAGCAAGAUCUGUAAACACUCGUGUGUUGUUUGUUGUGUCAGACGGUGUUUCAUACUAUGUGAUCAAAUGACAUUUAAUUUAUUGAUAAUGUAUUAUAAAUGCCAACUUUGUGCCAUAUCAUCUCACCCGUUUUCUUUCCUCCAAUCAGGCUGUAGAAGGCGACAUGACGGUUAUCUUUCUCUUUAGUGUUCUUUGUUGUUUUUCUCCUCUCUGCUCAGGGAUAUCAGGUUGUGAUUCCUGUCACAGAGCUGAAGGUCUGCGACACAGAGAGAGCUUCUUCACGUCUUAGGUGUUCUUUGAUGAUUGUGGAUGUUUAUUUAAUUAUAGGACACGUCUAGCUGGAACCGUCUGGUGUUUUGUAAGAAGUACAAUGAAGACUUUUCCGUAAUAAAAGUAAAAUGAUUUUUCGA